CACAAACUUCAGAGAGCGCGUGUGGAAUAUGUGACGCUGAUCUGCGUUUUUACGGAUAUGUGUUGUGUUGUGUUGUGGAAAUAAAUCACAGACUGACAGACGAAUGCAGUGAAGGGAGAGAGAGAAUAAUCCAGAUAAUCUCUGUCGGUCAAACCCCUGGUGACGCAGCGGGAUUAUACUCAUGUGGUUUUGUGAGGGGUCUGUGGUGGUCUCAGUGUACAAACACAAGAUCUCAACUCAGAUGAACAUCACACACACAGGACAAAAGGAUCAUCUUAACUCAUAUGUAUCUGACAGAACAUCACAUCCCUAAAGCGACAGCGUUCAAUGUGUGAAAGACAUUUAGUGGAAAUAUGAUUUGAAGACAACAUUUAAAAAGAUCUCUGAGUAAACCAGCUUAAAUUGUGGGCUAUUGUGUAAGAGAUGUGUCUGUGUCUUCUGUCAGUCAGAGUUUAGUGAAAAGGUGUUUUAACUCCAGUGAAUCCCAUUAGACGUCUUUAACAGGUUAUUUAUAAACGUUCAGGACGAGCAGCUCACUGACUGAACACACACAGUCUCUAGAUCAGUUGUCUUUUAACAGAUGUGUGAUGGACAGAGUUUAUAAAGAGCACUACCGGUGGUGGACAUUUGACGGGGGUCAAACUGGGAACUACAAAUGAUUUCCUAAACAAAUGACUUUAAAUUCUGUGAUUUGUUUAAUUAAAUUUCAUCAGAUAUUUCCUGCCUAGGUCACAUAACUCAACAGUUUUUCAAACAGAUCUUUCUCCAUUGAUAUUUCUGGUCAGUGAGCGUAAUUGAAGAUUAUUGUAUCAGUAUGAGUUUGGGGAAACAGCCGGUGAUUAAAGGACUGGUGUCCUCGUCUCAGAGCAAACGGCGUUUUAAAAGCGAUCUGUCCGUGGACAUGAUCAGUCCGCCCCUCGGGGACUUCCGGCACACAAUGCACAUCGGCCGCGGUGGAGAUGUUUUUGGCGACACCUCAUUUCUCAGCAGCUACGGAGGUCCAGCUCAUGAUGAAGAACCAGAUUCACCCUCUGGAUCGAGACCCACGAGAUUUCUGACGCGCACACUACGACACGUACGGAAGAAUCCUCCGGCCCGGCUGAGAGGAGGGUCACGUGACCUCUCCUCACCGCCCCCCUCCGUCUCUCCCAUCAUUAAAAACGCCAUCUCACUGCCUCAGCUGAACCUGGACGCUUCCAACGGGGGGAUGAAGAGGACACUCCUGUCCACCUCCAUCAGCUCACCGGCCGACUCGCUCUUCUCUUACAGUCUUCUGGACUCUGGAUUUGUCACACUGCCUCGUUUCUCUCGGAUGGAUCAGAACUUCAGAGAAGCGUCAGGAAGUUUGUGUUCAGACUACAGAAGGAGUUCACUGCCUGAGAACAGCGACAUGACACUGACACGAUCUGAUUCUCUCACCUCCUUCACCGUAGACCUCGGGCCCUCCCUCAUGACUGAGGUUCUGGGUUUGAUUGACAGCUCAAGAGGUCUCUUCAGCAGCAGUAAGGACUGGGAUAUGGAGGAGAGUUCAUCCGUCUCUCCACAGGAUGAUGAUGAUGAUGAAGAUGAAGAACAGAUGAACAUGUGUCCGGUCAGACAGGAGGUCAGGAUUGAACCUCAGAGGUUUCAGGAGGCUGCAGACGUGCUGGCGCAUCACUUUGGAGGAGAUGGAGGAUUGAUAGAAGAGGAGCGUCACAGAUCUUCAUCUUUCAGACACAAGAGAGCGCUGUACACCUUCACUGAAACAGAGGAAGAGAUCAACCUAUGAGAUGCAUAUGAUCUCUGAUUCCAGACAGAAGUACUGCUCAUUUCAUAUACAGGGACAUUUAUUUACAUCUGCUGACAGAAGACUAUACUAACUACUUUGAAAUUGUUUAGAUUUAUUAACAUUUCUGUUCCAUACAUCAGUGUGUUAUAUAGAGAAGCAGUAUUAUGAUGAUUUAUGGAGUAAGUGAUGAUGACACCAUUUUACAGGAGAAGAAAGUGUCUUAUGUGUUCUUUUCUACCACGUCUGGAUCUGUCUUUAUGGCUGAAGAAUCUGACAUGUUCAACGGUUUGUUUAUGUCUCAGUCUCUGUUUAUUCUGUACUGACAGACUUUAGACAGCUUGUGGCUUUGAUAUUUUCAUGUAAUGAAAUGGAUUUCCAAGAAAUGCAUCAAACGUGAAUGUUUUAAAUCAUAUGGAAGGUUC
This is a messenger RNA of Triplophysa dalaica, 2190 nucleotides long. It is a transcript of the gene cdc42ep1b, whose product is annotated as CDC42 effector protein (Rho GTPase binding) 1b. The coding region runs from base 815 to 1768 and encodes 317 amino acids. Lineage: Eukaryota; Metazoa; Chordata; Actinopteri; Cypriniformes; Nemacheilidae. The record is from RefSeq and is a predicted model, not a curated record. The transcript is spliced from 3 exons.